Moesziomyces antarcticus is the source of this 3969-nucleotide messenger RNA. RefSeq names its product rab guanyl-nucleotide exchange factor. The coding region runs from base 1 to 3969 and encodes 1322 amino acids. Gene Ontology annotation, biological process: autophagy; intracellular protein transport; vesicle-mediated transport. Lineage: Eukaryota; Fungi; Basidiomycota; Ustilaginomycetes; Ustilaginales; Ustilaginaceae. The record is from RefSeq and is a predicted model, not a curated record. Gene Ontology annotation, cellular component: fungal-type vacuole membrane; cytoplasm. The transcript has a single exon.
AUGCAUACGGCGUUCGACUGCGCGCCGCUGCUCACGGGCAUCAAGCCACGCCCAGAAGCCAUCACCACCCACGCAGGCAAACUUUACAUCGGCUCCUCCACCGGCUCGCUCGCAGUCUACAAGACCCACCCGGCGUCGCCAACCGCCUCGGGCUCGGAGCCGGUGCAGCAUGCGCACAACUUUGCGCGCAGACAGAUCGACCAGCUCGGCGUCGUCAAGGAGGCCAACGUGCUCGUGUCGCUCUCGGACGCGUGCGUGGCGCUGCACGAUCUGUCGACGCUCGAACUGCGCACGCAGCUCACGCAGACCAAAGGCGCCACGACGUUCGGCAUCGACACGUCCAUCCAGAAACGCGUCGCUCCUGCCACUCCGGACUAUGGACCGGGCCCGCUGGGUGCACGUGCGACCAAGAGGGCAGGCGCUCCGUGGGGCACGACGGCGACGGUGAGCCGCGCAUUCAAGCCGGGCGCUGUGGGCGACCAGACCCAGUCGGGUGCAGGCGGCGCAAUGGGCAUGGGCACCCAGACGCAGCGGAACCGAUCGAGCGUCUUCGACGUGCCCUCGAAGGACUGGCAGACAGCGAGCAUGCGCGGUAUGGACGCCAUGGUCAAGUACCGCGAGGAGGAGCGCCGAAAGGCCAUGGAGGGCGCGCGGUUCGGCGGCGCCGCAGCCGACGCACAGGGCCAGGAGGGCGUCAUGACGCUCGUCACCGUGCUCGCUGUCGGCGUCAAGCGCAAGCUCCUCCUCUUCCGUUGGGUCGACGGCGAGUUCUGGGAUACAAGAGAGGUGGCGCUGCAGCAUACACCACGAAGCCUCGCGUUCGUCACGCCCACGCGCCUCUUCAUGGGCUACAACGCCGCAGAGUACGGCACCAUCGCCAUCCCGCUCGCGGCCGAGUCGACUGUGGCGUACACGCAUCCGUCGUCGGCGUACGGCAGCGCAGAAGCGAGCCUCCGCCGCGGCGCACACGUACAGCCACCCACCAACUCGACCGCCGGCCCGCUCGUCGACCUCUCCGCGCCUAGCCCGUCGUGCUGGCACGUGGACGACUUUGACCUCGCCAACACCAAUGCCGCAGCCGACGGCGGCCAGGCCGGCAGCAGCUCAGGCGCCGCGGGUGCGGGCGCCGGCUUCGGCGCUGCGCUCGGCGGGCUUGGUGGAUACAUGGGCUUAGCGGGCAAAGGCCGCAUGGCGGUUCUCCACGUCGACGGCGGCGAGGUGCUGUUCGUGCGCGACGGCACGGGCAUCUUUCUGGGCGCCGACGGCCGACCCACACGGCGCGAGGGCGUCGAGUGGAGUGCGACGCCGCAGGAGCUGGCGUUUGCCAAGCCGUACGUAUUUGCCGUGCUGCCAAGCGGCUCGGUGCCGUCGCUCAAGAACAGCUCGCUAUCCAACGCACACCAUCCCGUGCUCCAGAUCCGCUCUGUCGGCACGCUGUUCGCGGUGCAGACGCUGUGCUUCCCGCCUGCAGCCGCGUCCGGCGCGCCAAAGCCGGCAUCGAGUGCGUCGUCGCCCCCGCAGGUGCGGCUGCUCACGCCGUCGAGCGGCAACAAGCCACCGGUGUACGUCGUCGUCACGCCAACCGACCGCACCACGCUCGAGCGCGAGGGCAGCACCGUGUGGCAGCUCGAGAUGCACGGGUGGGGCCAGCAGAUCAACGAGCUCGUCGAGCAGGGCGAGUUCGAGGAGGCGCUCGGCCUGCUCGAUAGCGUCGACAAUGUGAUUCUCGAGGACAAGGACGAGCGCAGGGCGCACGUGCAGUCGCUCUUUGCGCUGGCGCUCUUCGCCGACGAGCGCUUCGACGAGGCCAUCGAGAUGUUUCUGGAGCUCGACACCAACCCGGCCAAGGUCAUCGCGCUGUAUCCGGCGGCGGUGGCGGGCGAGCUGAGUCGGAGCAGGGACGAGUGGUUCCCCAUCUUUGGCGGCAAGAUGCCCGCCAGGCUGCGUGGCGACGAGGCAUCGGUAGGCAGCCCUGCUAGCGGUUCGGGCUCGUUACCGUCGCAGACGCAGUCGCUGGCCACGUCGGCUACCAACGCGGCGAGGAGCCGACUAGGCGCAUUCCUACCGACACGGCGGCCGCAGAGCAUUGUCGGCGAGCCGCACGCCUCAAGCAGUCUCAGUUCGAGCCCGUCGCAAGCAGGUGCGAGCAAGCCAAAGCCGACGCGCACGACGACGGGCGCGACCACAGCUUCAUCGAUAGCAACGGCCAAGGCGGACACAGAUCAGCACGCCGAGGUGGCAUCGAUCCGCUCUGUCCGAACGACGAAAGACGCGCCCGAGAUGAAGGCGACGGGCUCGGCAGCGAGCCGAGACAGCAGAGGCACCACAGCCACGACGACCACCACCACGGCUACGGCUGGCACGAGCGAUGCGUCGUGGCGCAAGGCGCUGGAUGCGCUGGGCAAGUUUCUGGCGGAUCGACGCCGAAUCUUCAAGCCGAUCCUGGAGGCGAGUCCGCAGCACGAGAGCAAGGACCACAUGGCCAUGUCGCAGAUCAAGCGCGACACCAACUGGCUGCUGUCGCUGCCAAACAAGCCGUUUGGCGAGAUGGACAAGGACGAGCUGAUCGCGGUUGCGCAGACGGUGGACACGGCGCUAUUCAAGGUGUUCUUGCAGACCAAGCCGGCGCUGAUCGGCCCGCUGUGCCGCAUCGAGAACUGGUGCGAGGUGGAGCAGGUGGAGGAGCUGCUCAAGGAGCGCAGCAAGUACUCGGAGCUCAUCGCGCUGUACGGCGGCAAGGAGAUGCACAGCAAGGCGCUCGGCCUGCUCAGGCAGUUUGCCGAGGACGAGGAGGACGUCGAAGAGAAAGUGCGACCGACCAUCCAGUAUUUGCAGAAUCUGGGGCCCGAGUUCAUCGACGUCAUCGUCGAGUCGUCGCACUGGCUGCUCGACGUGGAUGCGGAGCUGGGCAUGGAGGUCUUCACGGCGGACACGGGCAAGGUGGGCUCGUGGCCGCGCCUCGAGAUUGUCGACGACCUGAACAAGUUCGACAAGCGGCUGUGCGCGGUGUACCUCGAGUACAUCAUCGACCAUGCGGGCGAGGCGGAUCCAGAACUGCACGAUAAGCUCAUUAAGCUCUACCUCCGCCAAGCCGCGCAACUCCAAGGCAGCGCGGGAGACCAUUCGAGCGGCAGCAUCGCAGCUGCGAGCUCGACGAGAGAGGACGGAGAGAGUCAAGACGAGGGCGAGCGAGCGGCGGUGAUGCAGAAGCUGCUGCGAUUCCUGCGCACAUCGACGCAGUACCGACCGGAGCAGAUCCUGGUGCGGCUGCCCGCUGACGACGACGACCGGGACAUGCUCGAGGCACGCGCGCUGCUGCUGGGCAGGAUGGGGCAACACGAGGGUGCGCUGAGCAUCUAUGUGCGCAAGCUCAAGGACCCGACACGUGCCGAGGCAUACUGUCGGGACGUUUGGCAGUACCGCGCUGCCAUGACAUCGACGUCUAGCGAAGCGCAACGCCAGCUGGCGCAGGGGAGCCGAUCGAACCACCAGCAGAGCCUGCUGGCGGACGAGGCGCAGAAGCAGCGCGCGGACUCGGAGGUGUUCCUGACGCUGCUGCGCAUCUACCUGGACGCGACGGGCGGCAAGGCGAUCCAGCUGGACGCUGCGCUGGGGCUGCUUGCGCGUCAUGCGGCGCGGAUCGAUCUGGGCGCGGCGCUGGCCCUGCUGCCUGCGACGGUGCCCGUGUCGCAGAUUGCCGGGUUCGUGGAUGUGAAUCUGCGCGAGCUGACGCGGCGGCAGCACGAGGCGCGUGUGGUGCGCGAGAUCCGCACCAACCGACAGUGGCAGGUCGAGGAGACGCUGUGCCGGCUGCAGAGCCGGCGCGUCAAGGUGGGCGAGUCGCGCACCUGCCCGCAGUGCCACAAGCGGCUGGGCAACAGCGUGGUGGCGGUGAACCCGGUGAGCGGCUCGGUGAUGCACUACUUUUGCUCCAUCCAUGCCGACGCAAAGUCGCAGCAGCAGCCGUGA